Messenger RNA from Aureobasidium melanogenum CBS 110374, 1419 nucleotides. Its product is annotated as Trimethyllysine dioxygenase. The transcript has 11 exons. NCBI's taxonomy places the organism in Eukaryota, Fungi, Ascomycota, Dothideomycetes, Dothideales, Saccotheciaceae. The coding region runs from base 1 to 1419 and encodes 472 amino acids. Gene Ontology annotation, cellular component: mitochondrion. The record is from RefSeq and is a predicted model, not a curated record. Gene Ontology annotation, molecular function: iron ion binding; trimethyllysine dioxygenase activity. Gene Ontology annotation, biological process: carnitine biosynthetic process.
AUGGCAGCACGAAUCAAGCACUCUAAUCUCGCAAGGCUUUGCGGACGUCCGGCCUUCGCUAGACAAACCAACAUUCUUGGAGGCGUACGAGCAUUCUCGGGUACACGUGUAUCUAGCCACGCAACCGAGACAACACCAACCCAUGCAUUCUCAAAUGGUCAGAAUCUUGGAAGCAUUUCAUUGAAGAAAAACGGCAUUCAUCUGGAAAACAAGUUGCGCAUUACGCCUUUCGCAGACCUCGAAGUCAAGGAACGUCCAGCUAGCGAGUCUCUGCGCUGGGACGGAGACAGGCUAUAUUUUGAGAAUGCAGACGGCGAAGAUCGUACCUACGUAUCCAACCUAUGGCUGAGAGAUCAGUGUCCGUGUCAUGAGUGUGUCCAUCCUGAAACCCGCCAGAGACAGCUUGACACGUUUUCAAUCGAUCCUAGCAUCAAACCUACUAAGCUCAACAUCCAGACCAAGGAGAAACAAACGAUACAGAUCGAGUGGCAAGAUGGACAUCAGAGUGAAUACCCGCUGAAGAUGCUCCGUAAAGGCAGACCUACUCACACCAGUGUUCAAAGAAGAGGACUCGUUGAGCAGGUCAUGUUUGACAAAACGAUCGCGGACAAGCCACCAAUAGUCGACUACAAGAGCAUCAUGGAAGCAGAUGGCGUUGCUGAGUGGACUCGUCAGAUUAAUGUGUAUGGACUGUCAUUCGUCAAGGACUGCCCGAUCGACCCUGAGGCGACUGAAAAGCUGCUAGAGAAGAUCGGACCAAUUCGUGAAACUCAUUAUGGUGGUUUCUACGACUUCACAUCGAACAUGGCAAGUAAAGAUACCGCUUAUACAUCGUUGGCACUCGAGGCGCAUACCGACACGACAUACUUUACCGAGCCAGCCGGACUCCAAAUGUUCCACAUGCUCUCUCACACUGAUGGAUCUGGAGGCGAGUCUUUGCUAGUGGAUGGAUUUGCAGCAGCAAGACAGCUUUAUGCCCAAGAUAAAGAAGCGUACAGAAUCCUCAGCACGGUGGGUAUCUGGGCACACGCGAGUGGCAACGAGGAUGUCAGUAUCCAGCCUCAUGUAUGCGUCCCUGUGCUUUCUCACGAUCCUGUCUUGGGUCACCUGGUCCAAGUGAGAUGGAACAACUCAGACCGAGCUGCGAUCGAAGCGCCUAGCGACAUGAUAGACAAGUGGUAUGACGCUGCCAGAAAAUUCAAUGCCAUUUUGAACGACCCACAGAACCAGUAUUGGACACAACUUGAGCCAGGCAUGCCAUUGAUCUUUGACAACUGGCGAGUGUUGCAUGGACGAGGCGUGUUUACAGGCAAGAGACGAAUGGCCGGAGGUUACAUCAACCGUGAUGACUUCAUUUCCAAGUACAAGUUGACGAACUCGAGCAGAGAUGAAGUACUUGAGGCCACCGUGACAGGAUAA